AUGCCAUCACCAGAUGCCUUGAUUGAUCAGAGAAGAUCAUUGAAUAUGAAGUUGGUACUGGCACUUACUAUAUUAGUUCUUGAUAAUUGCCGUUACUCAUUACAGCAAGGCAACGGUGACCAAAAUGGCGACAAAAGGGUCAACAUCUUAAGUUUCCAUCGUGGGAUCUGGAUAGUUCCCUCUGACAGAGUCUUCGCGAGAUUUAACUUCUCGGAUUACAAUGGCUCUGUGUCAGCGUUGAGCGUUUGCUACAGGAUAAGACUAGAAAAAUUCGUGGAUCUAAACGUUCACCUUUCAUAUUCCGUUUCUCAGGAUAACUUCGAUAUAUUAGGGUUCUCUAACGCCGAGAAUCAGUUCAUGACUUGGUUCUACGGACAGCCUCUCACCGAUGGCCUCCCGCCAAACUGGGCUGUUGCCCCUGAGACGUGGAACCACCUGUGUCACAUCUUCGAGCAAGAAAGUUAUAGAAUUUACUGGAAUGGCAAACUGUACUAUUCAACGUCCCUAGAUUUCUCUUGGUCAUUUCCUUUCAAUGGAUCGCUCGUGUUGGGGCAAGAACAAGAUGUCCUGGGAGGUGGCUUCGAUUCCACCCAAAUCCUGAUGGGUGACUUGGCACAAGUAUCCUUCUGGGACAGAGCUCUUCCCGAGUCAGAAGUUGAGAGUCUUGCCUCAUGCAGAAGCCCAGGACGCGGUAACAGCUUUAGUUCGGACACUGCCCAGAUGGAGCUCACUGGAGUGGUUGAGACGUCGACCAAUCUGAGUCAGCUGUGCAGGAGUACAUCACACUUUUAUCUAAUGCUCCCCGAAAUGAGAAGUUUCAAAGAUACCAUAUCUAUCUGUAGAGUCCUAAAUUCCACUGUAGUUGCACCAAGAUCUGCCAUGGAAAACGAGCGCUUGACCCAGGAAAUGGUUCCCUUCCAUGACGUUUGUUUCCCUUCAACUACAUGGAAGAUAUGGCUUGGAUUCACUGACGAGCUUGAAGAGGAUGUAUGGAGAGAUGUGGCAACACAGCAGCCUACAUCCUACAAAAAUUUUGGCCCAAACUUUCCUCAUGGUGGAAGAAUAUAUAACUGCGUCUGUCUGAUGACUGAUGGCCACUGGAUAGACACUGAAUGCAAAAACACAAACAGGAGGUGCACUGCCUGUCAACUGGACAGAUCGGAUUUUCUCCGUUUGAGGGGCCUUUGCUAUGACAGCGAGCACGAAACCCGUUUCAGAGCGAGUGGAUACAUCCAUGGCAGGCCGUUCUUCUAUGGUUACUACAAUAUGCUCAUAGUCUGGGAUCCUGACAGAAAUGCUUGGGAGCUGAAAAAUGUGUCUAAAAAUAAAACCAUUCUGUCUAUUUCUACUACUGCCCUCAACUCUUACCCAUUUGGUAAACACGCUUGGACAGUAAAUACAGAAGUUUGUGGUCAAGCUCCUGGCAAGUCAAUGAUUCUGUCUUUAUCACCUUGUAACCGAAAACAGUUCAUGUGUCGUUCGGGGGAUUGCAUACUGCAUACAAGCCGUUGCAAUCUUCGUUAUGACUGUGAAGAUGGAACUGAUGAAGUGGACUGCAAUCGAAUCAUAGUAAGUGAUGAAUACCAGAAUCAACUUCCUCCAGUUGGUCCUGGAGGAAAAGCCUUGCAACUUCGGUUAGAGUUGCUCAUAACUCGAAUUGCCUCUAUAGAUGAACUCAGUAUGGCCAUCACCCUUGAAUUCGGGCUGACACUGAGUUGGAUUGAUGAACGGAUCACCAUCAAGCACCUGAAGUCAUCUAGUGGUGGAACCAUAUUAACAACAGAGGAUAAGAACAAAGUUUGGAAACCAACUUACAAAUUUGUUAAUCUGCAAGGUGGAAAGGUUCAACUUUUGGAGGAAAACAUGAAGGUACUCACAGCCAAUGAUCCUGAGUUGCCUAACUUCAAUAAUCAGGACAUGGACAUUGCCUUCCCAGGUGAGAACAACAGUCUCUCUCUGGUGCAGCACUACAUAGUCACCAUCACGUGCGACCUGCAUUUCCUCCGAUACCCUUUCGAUAACCAAGUCUCUAGUGUUAAUAUCCAGCUCCCAUUUACAUAUAACAACUACGUGCAGUUUGACCCCACCAACAGCGUGGUAGCUUACAGUGGCCCUGCGGACCUCCCACUGUACACCGUCAAGAGAUUCAGCACAGGCACAACCACAACUACGAAUCGGAUGGUAUUUGCGUUCGAACUGGUUCUCUAUACUCUCUUCGCCAAUCAGACGAGCUCGCUGCCAAAGACCUCGGAGGUGAAGCUCGUCGACCUGUGGUUUUUCUUCAUCAUCUUCCUCCUCUUCGGCAACGUCAUGAUGCACAUCUUCGUCAGGAAGAACAGACUGGGGCAGCUGAGAGACGUCGAAGUCACUCAGAUAUCGCCAGCACUCGGUGAGGAAACUUCCAAGGGAUUUAGUCUGACUACUAUCUUCCAGUGGAUCCCAUACAAGUUCUUGCUCGUCUACAGAAAUGUUAUCGUCCCUUCUUUAAUUGUCAUGUUCAUCGUCAUUUUCUGGGUCACUCUGUAUGCUCUUAAAGUAUAUGAUGGGUAAGCUCAUGUUAGGAGUGAAAAAUGCGACCUGCUAUCAGGUGAGUUACCGUAAAAUCAUCCACUUAUUUCAAAUAAUUGUUUUAUCACCCGAGCCACAUGAGGCAUUCCUAUGGAUUCUCAUUACAUUCUCACGCUGUGGGAAUCCACGUAAAAAGGCAAACCAUAAUUGGACAACAAAUUUUAUAACAGGGAAGAAGAAAGAAGUGGGUGAUUGUGGUAUUAUAUAACUCACAGUAAAGUAUUCGUAGGAUUCCUUCUUAUUGUCAUAAGUGUUGCGGAAUAGUUCUAGCAACCCCUUACAUACACG
Macrobrachium nipponense is the source of this 2856-nucleotide messenger RNA. RefSeq lists its product as uncharacterized. Gene Ontology annotation, cellular component: membrane. The record is from RefSeq and is a predicted model, not a curated record. The coding region runs from base 1 to 2550 and encodes 849 amino acids. Gene Ontology annotation, biological process: monoatomic ion transport. The transcript is spliced from 8 exons. Gene Ontology annotation, molecular function: protein binding; extracellular ligand-gated monoatomic ion channel activity. Lineage: Eukaryota; Metazoa; Arthropoda; Malacostraca; Decapoda; Palaemonidae.